Messenger RNA from Lepus europaeus (European hare), 2547 nucleotides. It is a transcript of the gene ADAM33, whose product is annotated as ADAM metallopeptidase domain 33. Gene Ontology annotation, biological process: proteolysis. Lineage: Eukaryota; Metazoa; Chordata; Mammalia; Lagomorpha; Leporidae. Gene Ontology annotation, molecular function: metalloendopeptidase activity. The coding region runs from base 1 to 2547 and encodes 848 amino acids. The record is from RefSeq and is a predicted model, not a curated record. The transcript has 22 exons.
AUGGACUUCCUGGAGGUGGCCCUUUCACACAGUGAGAGUGAGGAAAUCAAGGUUUGGUGUCCUGGAGAGGGGGCCUGUCAGGCAAUGGAGACCCUGGAGGAAGAGGUGCCCCUAUUCCUACCACCAACCCAACUUCAGGGCGGAGCUGAGCCGGCAGCCGAGAGCCGAAGCUCGGCGGUCCAGGCGCUCACAGCCAUGGGCAGGGGCUUCCAGAGAGCCUGGGGGUUGCCGGUGCUGCUGCUGCUGCUGUCGCUACUGCUGCUCCCGAGGCUGGUGCUGGGCGCCCGGGUGCUUCAAGGAUACGCCCCUGGAGAGCCAGCCACCCCUGGCUGGGUCCUGGAUGGACGACCCGGGCAGGUGAUCACCCUGAAAGAACCGGUCUCCACACUGGAUGCAGGGUUAAUGACCUUGGAGGCUGAAGGUCAGGAGCUCCUGCUUGAGCUGCAUAAGAAUCACAGGCUGCUGGCCCCCGGAUACACAGAAACCCACUACAGUCCAGACGGGCAGCCGGUGGUGCUAGUCCCCAGCCACACGGAUCACUGCCACUACCAUGGGCACGUGAGGGGCUUCCCCGACUCCUGGGUUGUCCUCAGCACUUGCUCCGGGAUGAGCGGCCUGAUCCAGCUCAGCAGCAAUACCACCUAUUACCUGCGGCCGGGAACUCCUGGGGACUCCAACGACUUCUUCACCCAUAGGAUCUUCAGGCUCCAGCAGCUGCUCUCCUGGAAAGGGGCCUGUGGCCACAGGGACUCCCAGGACAACGGGGACAUGGCCAGCCGCCCUCAUGCCCCGCCGAGCAGGGAGCGGCGCAGGGUCCCCAGGGGCCGGAGGUACCUGGAGCUGUAUUUAGUGGCUGAUCACACACUGUUCUUGAUCCAGCACAGGAACUUGAACCACACCAAACAGCGUCUCCUGGAGGUGGCCAAUUAUGUGGACCAGAUUCUCAGGACCUUGGACAUUCAGGUGGUGCUGACCGGCCUGGAAGUGUGGACCGAGCAGGACCAGAGCCGCGUCACGCCAGAUGCCAAUGCCACGCUCUGGGCCUUCCUGCGGUGGCGCCGGGGCCUCUGGGCACGUCGGCCGCACGACUCGGCGCAGCUGCUCACGGGCCGCGCCUUCCGCGGGGCCACUGUGGGCCUGGCGCCUGUCGAGGGCAUGUGUCGCGCCGAGAGCUCCGGAGGCGUGAGCAGGGACCACUCGGAGCUCCCCAUCGGCGCUGCAGCCACCAUGGCCCACGAGAUUGGCCACAGCCUUGGCCUCAGCCAUGACCCAGACGGCUGCUGCACAGAGGCCGCGGGAGAGCCGGGCGGCUGCGUCAUGGCAGCGGCCACGGGGCACCCGUUCCCGCGCGUGUUCAGCGCCUGCAGCCGCCGCCAGCUGCGUGCCUUCUUCCGCAAGGGGGGCGGCGCGUGCCUUUCCGACGCCCCGGAACGCGGGCUCCCGGCGCCGCCCGCUCGCUGCGGCAACGGAUUCGUGGAGGCGGGCGAGGAGUGUGACUGUGGCUCCGGCCAGGAAUGCUCGGGACCUUGCUGCUUCGCUCACAACUGCUCGCUGCGUGCCGGGGCUGAGUGCGCCCACGGGGACUGCUGCGCGCGCUGCCUGUUGAAGCCGGCGGGCACGGUGUGCCGCGCGGCUGCGGGCGACUGUGACCUCCCGGAGUUCUGCACCGGCUCUUCUCCGCACUGUCCCCCUGACGUUUACCUCCUGGAUGGCUCACCCUGUGCCGGGGGCCACGGCUACUGUCGCGACGGCGCCUGUCCCACGCUAGAGCAGCAGUGCCAGCAGCUCUGGGGGCCAGGCUCCCGUGCAGCCCCGGAGGCCUGUUUCCAGGUCGUGAACUCGGCGGGAGACGCCCAUAGGAACUGCGGCCAGGAUGGGGAGGCCAGCUUCGUGCUUUGUGCACAGAGGGAUGCUCUGUGCGGGAAGCUGCAGUGCCAGGGUGGGGAGCCAAGGCAACUCCCCCCACACAUGGUGCCCGUGGACUCCAUCAUUCACCUGGAGGGCAGCGAGGUGACUUGCCAGGGAGUCUUUGUGCCCCCUGAUGCCCAACUGGACCUGCUGGACUUGGGCCUGGUAGAGCCAGGCACUCAGUGUGGACCUAGGAUGGUGUGCCAGGACACGCACUGCCAGAACAUCACCUUCCAGGAGCUGCAGCGCUGCCUGCCUACCUGCCACGGGCGUGGGGUUUGCAACAGCAACCAUAACUGCCACUGCACUCUGGGCUGGGCUCCCCCAUUCUGCGACAAGCCAGGCUUUGGUGGCAGCGUGGACAGCGGCCCUAUGCAGGCUGGACAUGGCGAUGCCUUCCUGCCGGCCAUGGUCCUCAGCUUCCUGCUGCCUCUGCUUCCCGGGGCCGGCCUGGCCUGGUGCUGCUACCGGCUCCCGGUGUCCCGUCGCCAGCGACACCCCUGGGGCUGCAGGAGGGACCCCUCGUGUAGUGGGCCCAAAGAUGGCCCAGGUAAGGACCACCCCGUGGAGUUGGCCCCCCUGCCACUGGAGAGCCCCAGCCCCCAGGUGAGUGUGCCAGGGGAAGUAGACCACCUUUGA